Salvelinus fontinalis (brook trout) is the source of this 5918-nucleotide messenger RNA. Its product is annotated as phospholipid phosphatase 2-like. Lineage: Eukaryota; Metazoa; Chordata; Actinopteri; Salmoniformes; Salmonidae. Gene Ontology annotation, molecular function: phosphatidate phosphatase activity. Bases 387 to 1259 code for a protein of 290 amino acids. The record is from RefSeq and is a predicted model, not a curated record. Gene Ontology annotation, biological process: signal transduction; phospholipid dephosphorylation; phospholipid metabolic process. The transcript is spliced from 7 exons.
UUCUGACGUCAGCUCUGGGGAGUGGAGAUUGUAAACGCACACACGGCUUUAGUUGGAGAAAGAGCCCCUUCUCAACUUUCCGUAAAGGAAACGAUUUCAAAAGUUUUUUUUCUUCCGUUAUCUCUGCUUGCGUUUGGACAAUGCGCGACCCACACAUGUCCGUGUGUUGACAGCGCUGGACACUCUGUGUGUGUGGUGUAUACUACAGUUGCGUCUUUCCCCGACUCACCUAGAGUGUAGGCCAGGUAGACUACGGGAGCGAAACCGGAAGAACAAGCACAUCUGAUUGUUCACACUAUUUUUCUCUUACCUCUGCAACUAAACUUCUCCCAAUAACGUUUAUGCAGUUUUGAUAAUUCUUCUUCUGAGAGAGUAGAAGUGUGAAGAUGACGGAACUACCAGUUCACAAGAAAAAUAGGCUGAUUCUAGUUGAUGUUUUCUGUGUGGUUAUCGCGGCCCUUCCGUCAGCGGUCUUGACGUUAAUGUUCAGGCCGUACCAGAGGGGUAUCUACUGUGAUGACGAGAGCAUCAGAUAUCCUUACAGAAGAGACACCAUCUCCCACAGGGCAAUGGCUGCAGUCACCAUCACCUCCUCCAUAGUCAUAAUAACUACAGGAGAAGCGUACCUGGUGUACUCCAAGCGUCUCCACUCCAACUCUAACUUUAACCAGUACAUGUCAGCUCUCUACAAGGUGGUGGGGACCUUCCUGUUUGGAGCAGCUGUGAGCCAAUCACUGACUGACCUGGCCAAGUUCACCAUCGGCAGGCCACGCCCUAACUUCCUGUCUGUGUGUAAUCCCACUGUGUGUUCUGGGUACAUGCUGCAACUCAACUGUACUGGCAACCCUCGAAACGUCACAGAGUCCAGAUUGUCGUUUUACUCCGGACACUCUGCCUUCGGGAUGUACAGCAUGCUGUUUCUAGCAUUGUAUGUGCAAGCACGUAUGCAGGGGAAGUGGACUCGUCUGGUCAGACCCACAGUGCAGUUUUUCCUCGUGUUGUUUGCGUUGUACGUUGGAUACACACGGGUUAGCGACUACAAACACCACUGGAGCGACGUACUGGUGGGACUGCUGCAGGGAACUCUCAUCGCUGUGCUCAACGUUUGCUACGUCUCUGAUUUUUUUAAGCUCCGCCACCCUCCUCGCUGCCCACGAUCAGAGACGGCUGAAGACGAACACCUAGAGGCCAAACCUGGUCUGAACCCAGACACACAACUACACAACAACCACUACAACUACACAACUACUACAGCGUGAACAUAGACUAACAACUACACUACCACUGCAACUACACAACAACCUCUACACAACAAUCACGGCAACCGUGGGGAAGUGGCGUAGACAGGAAUUUGUUGGUGGGUGGGCAAUUUUUUUUUUAAUUAAAAUGUUUUGUUGUUGGGGAAAGGAGAUAACUUCCUGCAAUGUUGCCAUGUGGCCAAGAGAGAAAUGUACAGUUUUAUAGCUGUCUAUGAAUUCUAUCUGAUGAUGUUUGUAUGUUUAGGUAAAAAGACGACAAAUAAUUAGAGCCCGACCCAUAUUGGAUUUUUGGGUCCGAUACUGAUUUUGAGGGAGGAAAAAGUCACAGAUUACUGAUAUAUCUGCCGAUAUAUUGUUUUUUUUAGAGGUUGAAUGAAAAACAGACCAAAUUGUGCUUCAAAGGAUCAACAGAUACUCUAAAUGAUGAUUUCUUAACUAAAUAUUAUAGUUAACAUUAUUUAAGAACAUUUUAUUUGUGGUUUACACAUUAUAUUCUCUAUAAAUACAACAGUGAAUACAAAAGCUUGUUUAGUUGACCUUAGGUGCAACUUAAAAAUGUCUAUGGCAGUGGAAAAGAGGUAUGAAAAACUAUUUGUGCUAAACCACUAUAAGGGUGGUCAUGUAAACAAACACUUUAUGGUCAACCUUACAAUGAGGGUACGUUAUGACAAGCACAAGCUAGCUGUUCAUUACGACAAUGUUUUCUUACAGAAACCAUAUUUACAUAACAUUGUUAUUCAAUACAAAAUAUAUUGGCUAUACAUUUCAACUGCAAAUGGCAUGCGCUGAUGACUGAAAAUGUUUAUGCAUGCAAAUUCUUGCCUCACUGGUUUUUGUCACACAUUCUAAUUUCGCGAGCUAGCUAACAUUAGCUACUUAUCUCAUAAUGAAUGCAAGCACAUGGCCUGAAUGAUAGACCUGCGCCAACUGUUGUUUUUUGCAGAUUGCAUAUUUCAGAAAACUAACUAAAUUAGCCCACUAGCUAACAUAAUAGGCCCUGACAGUAUCGGUCUUCUUUUUGUAUCAAGGACGAGUGUUCACUUUGGCGUCAGUCCAGUGUUGGCACAUACGUAGCACAGAUUGCUAGCUAUCUAGCUAAGUUUACUACCUUGCUGGCUAGAUAGCUAAGCUAACUACCUUGCUGGCUGGCUAGCUAGCCAGCUAACGUUAACAAAGUGAGAAUGUGAUGAGGACAGGGCUGCUUGCUCGGUGAAGUGUACUUUUGAUUAUUUACUCAUGCUGGCUGUGGCAAGCUACUCACCAUCAAACCACCAUGUCUACUUUCUCUCACAUUGUGGACUAGGGCUGAAUGAUGUUCAAUGAGCAGCUGGUAGAGUGCCCUCUUUAGGCAACCAUUGAAAAUGGAGCAGACACAUUUGUUUAUUCUAUGUAUAUAAUAUGGGCACUUUAUCUGUGGAAUAAAGGCAGAUAAAAAUAUUUCUGUGAAAGGCUAAUAUCGGCCGAUAAUAUCGGUCAACCAAUUUAUCGGUCGGGCUCUACAAAUAAUGUCCCAUUUGGAACAAUGACAAGGAAAGAGCAGUACAUUUUUUUAUAUCUAGAAAGAAAAUAGGUUUUUGCUCCUAGUGAGUGGGGGGGCUGGGCCCACCCAUGCCUACGCCCCUGCCGUGGGGCUGUCUGUGUGAAAGAAGUGUGUAUAUCAGUGUAGGCUCAUUGUAUUGGCUGGACUGGAAUAAAUGAAACGUAUCAAACACCUCAAGCAUAUGGAAACCACAUGUUUGACUCUGUUUAUUCCAGUCCAGCAUUACAAUGACCCUGUCCUCCGAUAGCUUCUCCCACCAGCCGCCACUGGUGUAUAUGAGAAGAUGUGUAUAACCACUCACAUGCAUUUAACUUUGUAUUUUAAUAAAAUGUACUAAAAGUAUGGAGGAUGAGACAGUUUUAGCAGAGAGAAAGAAUUAUUGUGUAGUUCCCCAGAUUUCAAUUAUGCUAACAGGAAACACUGAAACAACUUUUUUUUUAAAAUUGUUUUUUAUGAUUCAUUUAUAUUUCCUGUGCAGCAGCAUCAACCAGGUUGUCUUCUUGGGAUUUGUAGUUUCUUUGAGUGUCCUGUGGUUCUUUUUUAACCCACCCUCUAGUCUAGUUUGAAUUUGUAAAUUUGUUUUUUUGUGUGUGUUUGUAAUGCUUUGAUUCCUUUGUUACCUACACUGGAGCUAACCCUCUCACACUUCUUCCAUCAAGACAGCGGUCUCCAAGCCUCGUGCUGGGGAUCUACUAGGCUGCGGGCUUUUGUUCCCGCCCACCACUAACCUACCUGAUUUAACUAGUCGUUAAGACCUUGAUUAGCUGAAUCGGGUGGGUUAGUGUGCUCAUCCUGUAGUUCUCAAGGAGGGGGGGAAGACCAAUGGUCUGUGGAGUUCAAUGUUAGGCCUACUGAUACCUAGCAUUUCUGUAGAAGACAUGCAUGUACAGUAUAUGGAAUGUAAAACACAGUGUUGCAUAGAUAAUUACUUUCUAACUGUUUAUUUCUGUCGUAUCUCUAAGAAUGUAAUACCACUACUAGCCCACUGAUGUUUUUUUAAUGUUAUUGACGCAACUUGUAUUAGUUACUCCAGUUUAUUAUAUAUAAAGCUGUGUAUAACCUGCCUUCUCGCAUGGCAACACAGGUCCUGUGAAAUCAUGAUGCCAUGUGCUGCCUUUGAAAUGUUGAUGUUGACAAUCGUCAGUGUGUCAAUGAUUGAGUCACUCAUUGAGAUGUUCUCUGAAAAACACAUUACACUUCUGCAAAGGGUUAAUAUAUACACUAUAUGACCAAAAGUAUGUGGACACAUGCUCGUCCAACAUCUCAUUCCAAAAUCAUGGGCAUUAAUAUGGAGUUGGUCCCCGCUUUGCUGCUAUAACAGCCUCCAAUCUAUUGGGAAGGCUUUCCACUAGAUGUUGGAACAUUGCUAUGAGGACUUGCUUCCAUUCAGCCACCAGCAUUAGUCAGGUUGGGCACUGAUGUUAGGCGAUUAUGCCUGGUUCGCAGUCGGUGUUCCAAUUAAUCCCAAAGAUGUACGAUGGGGUUGAGGUCAGGGCUCUGUGCAGGCCAGUCAAUUUCUUCCACAACGAUCUCGACAAACCAUUUCUGUAUGGGCCUCGCUUUGUGCAUGGGGGCAUUGUCAUGCUGAAACAGGAAAGGGCCUUCCCCAAACUGUUGCCACAAUGUUGGAAACACAGAAUCGUCUAGAAUAUCAUUGAUUUCCUUUCACUGGAACGAAAAAAACAGCCCCAGACAAUUAUUUCUCCUUCACCAACCUUUACAGUUGGCACUAUGCAUUGGGGCAUGUAGCAUUCUCCUGGCAUCUGUCAAACCCAGAUUCAUCCGCCGGACUGUCCGAUGGUGAAGCGUGAUUUGUCACUCCAGAGAACGCAUUUCCACUGAUCCAGAAUCCAAUUGCGAGCUUUACACCACUCCAGCUGACGCUUGGCAUUGCACAUGGUGAUCUUACACGGAACCCAAACCGGCUUCGCGCGUGCAUCAUCAUGCAUACAUUUAUUUUGUCCUCCCACACCAAACGCGAUCACGACACGCAGGUUAAAAUAUCAAAACAAACUCUGAACCAAUGAUAUAAAUUUGGGGACAGGUCGAAAAGCAUUAAACAUUUAUGGCUCGUUAGCGUGCAUGUGCUAGCUAAUUUGCCCUAUUUAGCUAGCUUGCUGUUGCUAAUUUGUCCUGGGAUAUAAACAUUGAGUUGUUUUACCUGAAAUGCACAAGGUCCUCCAAUCCACCAAUUAAUCCACACAUAAACGGUCAACCAAAUCGUUACUAGUCUCUUCCAGUCAGCCUGUUAGUCUGCUUAGCCAUAGAAACUCAUUUCAUGAAGCUCCAGACAAACAGUUUUUGUGCUGACGUUGUUUCCAGAGGCAGUUUGGAACGCGGUAGUGAAUGUUGCAACCGAAGACAAGCGGUCUCGUUCUGUGAGCUUGUGGCCUACCACUUUGUAGCUGAGCCAUUGUUACUCUUAGACGUUGACACUCGCACUUACAGUUGACCGGGGCAUCUCUACCAGGGCAGAAAUUUGACAAACUGACUUGUUGAAACGGUGUCAUCCUAUGACGGUGCCACGUUGAAAGUCACUGAGCUUUUCACUACAGGUCAUUGUUUGUCUAUGGAGAUCGCAUGGCUGGGUGUUCAAUUUAUACAUCUGUCAGCAACGAGUGUGGCUGAAAUAGCCGAAUCCACUAAUUUGAAGGGGUGUCAACCUACUUUUGGCCAUGUAGUGUAUUUUAUUGUGUUUGUAUCCACACUGUAAUCCUUCAUAAGCUUGUCUGUAACAAACUGUAGCUGCAAUCAAAUGUGUGUAUUUCUUCUUGAUGGAAAAGGGAACUUGAUUUUACAGAAGUGUCUUUCCUUUAUAAUCUGACAACUCCUGCUGAGACGAAAGUGCAUGCAGAACCACAGAGUUACUGCUGUGGAGGGAUGGGUAGAGAGGGAUGAUUGGAAGAGUGGAGGGAUGGAUGAAUGGAUAGGACGCCUUCAACUUCAUGGAUUCAUCCAAGUCAUUCACUAGGACUUUCCCAAUGUUUGUUGGGGUGAUGGCACACCAGACCCAGUGAUGAAGUCAUUGCACAUGUUGUCAUAGCUUUAUUUCAAGUUGUUUUAUUUUAUUUCUCUGUAUUACUUUUUUGUAGUUUAUGCAUAAAGACGAACUAAUAUGC